CAUAUCUGCGUUCUCUGUGGCAAACCUCGAUCCCGAAAGUACCAAAUGAGCCACCCUUUGGUAGCGGGUCAAAUCCCCGAACCUAGGAUAUGUUCGAGACCAGCCUGUACACGAGCUCAAAGUGUACGAUGGGACGCCUCCCAUUUUCGGCCUUUGGUCGUUGAGGUCCAUCACUACUAUCAUAUUGGGCCCGGUUUCGAAGCCAGGCCCGAUCUAAUCUCAACUGCUGAAAUGCCCGGAGAGGGUUCUUUAACUGGCCGAGUUGAGGUAGCCGGGGACCCGAGUCACGGUACCUUUUCGCACAGGUACACACAAGGGCCGCUUUCUCCAAUACGGGAGGAAUCACCCCCACCUGUCAACAGGCUCACUAAACCUACCCUGUACUGUUACUAG
Cladophialophora psammophila CBS 110553 is the source of this 393-nucleotide messenger RNA. RefSeq lists its product as uncharacterized. The record is from RefSeq and is a predicted model, not a curated record. The coding region runs from base 46 to 393 and encodes 115 amino acids. The transcript has a single exon. Lineage: Eukaryota; Fungi; Ascomycota; Eurotiomycetes; Chaetothyriales; Herpotrichiellaceae.